Messenger RNA from Theileria annulata, 834 nucleotides. RefSeq lists its product as uncharacterized. Gene Ontology annotation, cellular component: nucleus. The record is from RefSeq and is a predicted model, not a curated record. The transcript has 2 exons. NCBI's taxonomy places the organism in Eukaryota, Apicomplexa, Aconoidasida, Piroplasmida, Theileriidae. The coding region runs from base 1 to 834 and encodes 277 amino acids. Gene Ontology annotation, molecular function: ubiquitin protein ligase activity.
AUGACUAGGCAUAGUAAAAACAAUACUGCUGGCUCUAUUUUUACCUACCAUGAGCGGAAGAAGGUCAAAGACUUUAACACACUAAAACAGAGGCUUGGAGCUCCUUCAAUGAGAAAGUUCGAGCAGUGUUGGCUCUGUUUAUCAACCGCAGUGAAGCCAGUGACCACACCUUUAGGGUAUAUUUACUGCAAGGAGUGUAUUUUGAUGUCACUGUCAAAGCAGAUGGAAAAUAACAAGAGAUUACUAGCUCAAUGGGAAUCUGAAAUGAAGAUGUGGCAGAAAAGGGAGGAUGAAAUGAAGGAACAGGAAGAUCUUGAGAAAAAGCGUAAAUUGGUUAUUGAUAAUUUGUACUCUUUGAACUCAGUUAAAAAGCCUAACACAAAUGUUGAAACUAAGAAGAAUGUUUUUAAAGAGGAUUUAGACUAUAGACAAGGAGCCAAUUUUUGGGGCGUAGAAUCCUCAUCUAAACCAAGAUCAAACGAGAGCAAGUCAGAAUAUCAACCUCCUCCAAAACCUAAAAAUGUGUUAUCUUGUCCAUUAUCAGGAAGGCCCUUAAAAGUUAAAGACUUGGUUGAAUUGCAUCCAGAUACAGGAUCUACAUCAGAUUCACCUUCAUCUGAAGUUGUUUGGUUGUGUUCUGUCUCUAAAAAACCCAUUCUUCAUAACCAAGCCUACGCAUAUAAAAAAAAUGGUAAAAUAGUUAUGAAACAGUACGUCGGAGCAACAGAUAACCCCCAGGAUAGAGAGUCUUUCAUAACCUUAAUCCCAGCCGGGACAGCAUUUUCCUCACAUAACAAUGUAGAGGCCAAGAAAUGCAGACCAUGUAUGCAAUAA